AUGAUCAUCUAUAUGCUACUCACUACCCUUGUGGCUCUAGCCACAGCCGUGCAGGGCUAUCCAGCUCGGAGCACACAGACAUGGGCCAAGCUGCGAGAGAAUAUCAAGCAUGUCAUCUACCUGACUCUCGAGAACCAUUCAUUCGACAACAUUGCUGGAUACUGGGACUUCAAUCCCGACAUUGACAACCUCCGCAAUAUCACAUUCUGCAACGACUACACUAACCCAAACUGGACGGUCUACGGGGAGCCACUUGAAAUCUGUGCGGAGCCUUAUGCACUAGAGGUUCCACUGAAGGACCCUGAUCACAACUUCGGCGGCGUGACCUACGAGAUCUUCGGCAAGUGGAAUGUGUCCAAGACCGACGUCCCGAACAUGGGUGGUUUCAUCGAGCGCCAAUCAGCCCAGUAUAAUGCAACUCCUGGUGAUUCGGCAUUUGUGAUCAAAGCGUUUGAUGAGAAGAAAACAUCUACUCUAGUUGAGCUGGCAAGCAAUUUUGCCUUUUUUGAUUCAUAUUUCUGCGAGCACCCGGGUCCAACUAAUCCUAACCGCCAGUUCGCAACUUCGGGCUCGUCCUGCGGCUUUGUUGACAACACAGACCAGUCUUCUGGUUUCUUCAACAAUGUUACAGGAACAACAUGUGCGGUCUCAAUCUUCGAAGCGCUCAGCAAGAAGGGCAUCAGCUGGAAGAAUUAUUAUGAGACCGACAUCGUCGAUGCAUUCGUUUACAAGUGGGUACAAGACAACGCUAUGGACCGGCUCGUGCAUGCAACCGAACUAUACCACGACCUAGAAGCAGGUACUUUGCCUUCAUUCUCAUACUUGAACCCGGAGUGCUGCACCGUCGAUUCGAUGCGCCCGACCAGCAACAUGGCUGCCGGCGAGCAGAUGGUCAAGCAUUUAUAUGACGCACUACGCCGCUCCAAAUAUUGGGACAAUGCAGUGCUGAUCAUCAAUUUCGACGAGCAUGGCGGAUUCGCCGACCACGUCCCCACUCCAGUCAAUGUCCCCCAGCCCGAAGAUGGGAUCAUAUUCGAGGGCAAGUCAACGGGCCACAAUUUCACAUACGAUUUUACCCGUCUGGGCGUACGCGUUCCCGCAUUCAUCAUAUCUCCCUGGGUGCCACCCAACUUGCUCAUUCACGACCAAGGCACCAUGUAUGCUCCCAACUCGGCCUAUACACACAGCUCGAUCCUGCAUUUCUUGCAGGAGUUGUGGGAGCUGGAAGGGUUGAAUAAUCGAGUCCAAUGGGCAAAGACGUUUGAUAUGAUCUUUCUGGACAAGAAACGGGAUGACACGCCAAAGACGCUCGUCAAACCUACUUGGUAUGGUGGAAGUGGACAGCCAGAGCCGGAUUCCUUCUUCCUGUUGAACCAAGAUGAGAGCUACUAUAGGCGGCUUUUCUCUAAAGAGGGAUAG
Messenger RNA from Penicillium brevicompactum, 1419 nucleotides. RefSeq names its product Phosphoesterase. Gene Ontology annotation, molecular function: hydrolase activity, acting on ester bonds. The transcript has 7 exons. NCBI's taxonomy places the organism in Eukaryota, Fungi, Ascomycota, Eurotiomycetes, Eurotiales, Aspergillaceae. The record is from RefSeq and is a predicted model, not a curated record. Gene Ontology annotation, biological process: phospholipid catabolic process. The coding region runs from base 1 to 1419 and encodes 472 amino acids.